Chelonus insularis is the source of this 5030-nucleotide messenger RNA. RefSeq names its product serine/threonine-protein phosphatase 1 regulatory subunit 10-like (gene PNUTS). The transcript is spliced from 6 exons. Bases 881 to 4546 code for a protein of 1221 amino acids. Gene Ontology annotation, molecular function: metal ion binding; protein phosphatase 1 binding. The record is from RefSeq and is a predicted model, not a curated record. Lineage: Eukaryota; Metazoa; Arthropoda; Insecta; Hymenoptera; Braconidae. Gene Ontology annotation, cellular component: PTW/PP1 phosphatase complex; chromatin.
AAAUGAAAUAUUAAACGAAAAUUCCUCGAAUUACGUCACUAUUAAAGACGAUAGAUUGUGCUUUCUAUUCAUAAAGAACAAUAAAAAUCUAUUUGCUUAUUUUCUUAUAUAUAAUAAUGAAGCAUAUGUCAAUGUUGUCUGUAGUGUUAUAUCUUAGUAAUUAUCGGGAACGCGAAUAAAAGUGCAAAUAAAUGAGAACUUGAAUUAAAGAAAUAAUUUAAGUGAAUUGAUGCAUUUGAGUGGGUCAGAAGUGUUUUAAAAAUAUUUUAUUAUUCUACAAAAUGGAAAAUAAUUAUUACAUUGGAUGCAUUGAGUCAUUUAGUUGCCUAUAGAUAGAUACAAAAAAAAACUGAGGAAUUUACGAAAGUAACCGAAGUUGAACGAUUUAUAUUCGUGAUCGUGUCGCGUUAGUUGCAUUUUGUGGUAGAUAAUAAGAAUUCGAGGAAAAAAGGAGGAGUAGCGAGCUUAACUGCUCAUAUAGUGACGUCAUAGAUUUAAAAUGGGGACAUAACGAUUUUGUAUUGCGAUUGGUUAUCAUUGGAUUGCUGUUGAAAUCCUAUUGGUCGUUAGUAGCAUCUAGCUUCCUUUCUCUUGCUCAGUAAAUGGGUAUGCGCAACACAAAUGCGCAGAUUCUUUAGCAGUCGAUGGGCAAACCCCGUCUAUCAGAACAAUCGCCAUUUCAUAUUCGCAUAUUUUUCAUUUUCAGCGCGAUAUUUUUAUCAAUUUUGAGUCAUCUUAGCAAAUAUAGACUCAAAAAUAAAUGUCGAAUAGGAUUUUCAAUAAAUAAUCUACGGAUUCAAUCAUGCUUUUAACCUUGUGGGACAUCAUCAUCCAUUAAUUUGAAGAAGAAAUUGCUAGUUAUUAAUUUAAAAAAUUAAAAAUGCCACGAAUAGAUCCAUUAUCAUUGUUGAAGUGUUUAAGCGUUUUAUUAGGAUCUACGGGUGGGAUUAAAAGUAAAGAAGAGGUUCAUCGCUUAGCGAAUCUUAUGACCAAGUUUUCAAAAAAACUUGUUUCUAAAUGCAUCUAUAUUCAAAUUCUCAAGAGUACUAGUGCGGAAUUAUUAAAUCAAUUUAUGAGCGAUGGAGGAUGGAAUUUAAUUCACAUGUGGUUAACUGAUGGUAUUGUAGCUAAAAAUUGGGCAUUAAUUCAAGAGUUAUUGGAGCUUCUAUUACUUUGCCCAGUGGACAUCGACCGACUUAAAAGCAAUAAUUGUCCAAAGCUGAUCAAAGGACUGUCUAAGGAAGGGAGUCAUCAGAACGUUCGAUUAUUAGCAAGCCGAUUGGUUGAACAAUGGUUAAAAAUUGUAAAAGGAGAAGCAGCUCCAAAUUCCGUACCAAUGCAGAUAACAAUCGCAAAUCAACCAACAUCAGCAAGAUUUGUCGCAGUAAAAACAGAUCAAAAAGACAUGGUAGAAAGUUCUACCGUUAAAGUUCAAGACCUUAAUAUUAAUGCGAAUUCUGUUGUUAGAGAUACAACCAUUCAACAUCCUAUUGUUCAGCAGGUGCAACCAAUUCAAGAUCAAAUUCACAUACAACCCGUACAAGUACAAAUUGUUAAUACAACGUUACCAGGACAAUUAAAGCCAACGCAAAUAAAAAAACAAUCCUAUGUUGUAGUUUCUAAUCCAUCAUCUCAAAAUCAAACAGCCGUUCCAGUGUAUAAAAUAACUAUUCGCGAUGGCGAUCAAAUUCUCACUAAAGUUGAAACUGAUCCUUCAAAUAUUUUUAAUGAUAGUGCGAAUAAUGUAGUUUUAAAUGGAGAAAUAAAAAAAGACGUUUUUGGUAAACAAGAUAAUGAUGAUAUAUCAUCGACUGAAAAUUGUCAAUCAUAUAAUAAUGGUGUGUCUGAUAAUGUUGAGAGUGAAGUGAAGCAAGAAUCUAAUUGUAAUGAUGAAACUGAAAAUGUUGUGAAAAGCAUUAAAGAUGAAACAGAUAGUACUAUAGACAAUACUGUUAAUAGUGAAAAUAAAUCUAGUGAUAAAGAAAAUCGAGAGUCUCAAAAGAAAGAUGAAAAAUCUAGCAAUAGUUCUGAUAAAAAAAGUAGCCAUCAAAGUUCAUCUAAAAGUACCUCUAAACAUAGUUCAGGAUCUAGUUCUCGAUCGAGUUCUAGUUCACGCAAGUCUUCAUCACACCGUUCUAGUUCUAGUAGUAAGAGUUCAUCAAGUUCCAGUAAAUCUUCCAAAGACAAGCACCAUUCAAGUAAACACUCAAGCAGUUCAAGUAAAAGUAAGUCAGACAAAGAGAAAGAACGCGAAAAAGAAAAAGAAAAACAGAAAAAAGAUCAAGCAGAAAAGGAUAAAGCUACAUUGGAGAAGGUCCAAGGCCAGUCAUUGGGAAGUAAAUUUGGUAAAAUUCCUAAGAAGAAAGCUGAAGAUGAAAAAUCAACAGAUUCAGUACGGAAAUCAUCAACAGAGUCACGCGAGAGUUCGAAAGAAAACAAAGACAAAAGCGAUUCGAAAGACAAAAAAUCAUCAAUAAGUCCUACUAUUUUGGAAAAGAAGAACAUUUCAAUAUCUAUAGAAAAUAGGAAAAAUUCCCAAGAUUCAACGCGUCCGAAAACUGUUAAAACAUUCAAUUCUAAAUUUAGGUCGACAGGUCUUGAAGAAGAAGUUAAACCUCCACCUCCUAGGACUGCUAGUAAGAAAACAUCUUCAACGGCCGAUAAAAAAAUUAUUCCACCUAAAAUACCAUCAUUGAAAAGGCCAUCUCCAAUUCGAGAAUCCGGUGCUUCUGCUGAUAAAAAAGCUAAGCUUUCUUUGGAUCCUCCAGUCAUUGUAUCGGAUGAUAAAAAAGGAGGGAUUAAAAUUAUUCCCCCAAAACCAAAACCAAUGGUACUGCAGGAGAGUGACAUGUUUAUGGACGCUUUGACGGCGUCAACAAAGAAUAAAGAACCGAGAAAGCGGAAACGUCGGACGUCAGUAUCCAAGGACGGAUCUACCGAAGCGAAGAAAUCUGAGGGCGCAAACUCGGUAUCAGGAGACCAUACAGCUAGAGAUAGUACACCACCUCCUUCCUCACCUCAAAAUACUGAUGAACGAUCUCUUUCAGUUAAACCCGAAUUUAAGUUUUAUCAGGACACUCUUGAAACAGAUGAGGACAAAGAAGAUAAAGAUCGACAAGAUGAUAAAGAUGUAGAAAUGGAUGAAGAUAAGCUGAAAGAGAGAGGAAUAAAUGAUGAUGAGGAAAGAAGUCGAACGCCAACUAAUGAAGAUGAAGUUGAAGAUAUGAAAGGUCCUGCUUCUCCGGAUGAUCCUGAAGAUACAGGACGGAAAGAAUCAGAUCUUCAAUCAGAAAUAAGAUAUGUCGAUGGUUUAAGAAGUGUUUUACUUCUUCAAAAACGAAGAGGUCCAAAGAAAAAUUUAAAAUGGAAGACUGAAUUAGAAUCAGUCAGAUAUUUUGAAUUGGAUGAAACUGAAAGAGUUAAUGUAACGAAAACAUUUACUGAUAUGAAACAAAUGGAAAAACAAAAUGAAAGAGAAGCAUUCCAGAUGGCGAGAAAAUUAAGUACUGAAGAUUUAAUGGAAGAGAGAACUAGGUGGAAAGUUUUAAUUCCGAUUGACUUACCUCCUCCUUUAGUAGAACCAGGAAAAGAUAGCAAAGAAAAGGAUAUUCAGUAUGCAAGAGAGAAAGGAAUUCUUCAAGCUCUCUAUUUUAAUCGUAGUAUGAUUCCGGAUUCCGCAGCGGAGCCUGAUGAAGAACGUCAUCAUGUGAUAACUGAUCCGAAAAUUAUUCCUCUUGACGAUCUCACAGGUAAUAAAGAAAGUGAAAAAGACUUUACAUCAGUGGCAUGGCCAGAGCCGAAACCUCAAUUAGCUUCAGUAGCUCCAGUUGUAUCUAAUGUUCAUUUUCCAUCAUUUGCUCCACAUAAUCAAUCAAUGCCUACAAUGCAAAUGCAGUCGAAUCCUAUAGGGUCGAUGAAUCCAAUGCCACAACAAAUGAAUCAAACAAUGAUGCCACCAAUGAAUCAUAUGGCUGGUAGUGUUCAAGACAUGAAUACCGGUGCUGGUGGAUGGAGAACUGGAGAUGGCAAGGUUGUUGUUCCUGAUGUUCAAAUGAAUAAUAUGAAUAAUAUGCCUAAUAUGACAGGAAAUUUACCUCCUGGAUUUCCACCACCUGGUAUGGAAAAUCCAAUGAUGCCUAAUAUGAUGCCACCACCUCCAGGAAUGUUUAAUCAACAAGAUGGUUAUCCUAAUAUAAUGGGUGAAGAUGGUUCUUAUGGUCAUAUGCCUAAUAACUUCCAAGGUCCAGGAAUGUUUGGCCCUGGACCUAACUUCCAAAAUGGACCCAACAUUCCGCGAGGGAUGGGUCCAAUGCAUGGAGCUAAUAGAGGUAGAGGUGGUCCUGGAUGGUUUCGUGGUGGUGGUGGUGUUAUUGGCGGCGGUGGUGGAGGAGUGGGGCCAAUGCGUGGAGGCUGGGUUGGACGUGGUGGAUGGAGAGGUAAUGGAAAACAACCUCCAGUUUGUCGACAAUUCAGUAAAAAUGGUUAUUGUAGAGUUGGUGACAAAUGCCAAUAUCUCCAUCCUGGAGUCAAUUGUCCACCAUUCUAAAGAGCCUUAUAAAUUUAUAUAUUUGUAAUCGAUAGCAAUGAAUAGGCGACAACUUAAAGCAUUGUCCAAUAAGAGUGUACAUAGAAACUUUAUAAAGAGUACUAAAAAGACCAUUUUGAUUAUUGGCUUUUCGAAUUUCUGAGUGAUGAAUAUUUUAUAGGAAAAGCUUUAUGUCUUCCUAUUAAAUUUUAUAUCGAAUUUCAAAGAUAAGCCCACUAUGUCACUGCCGUGCAAUUGAUAAAGCUGAGGUAACUAAAUACAUUUCCUGUGAUAGAUCGUCAUUAGAGACAUUAACGAUUGAUAUAAAAUAAUAUUAAAUAUAAGAUAACUAUAAGUGAAGAAGUUCAAUUAAUAAUGUAUAUAAUCAAGCGAUUAUGAAACGAAAUUUUUCACAUUAAUAAUAAUAAUAACGAUAAUGUAUAUUUUCUUGUAAAUAUCAUUGUAUUAUUUUUGUAUAAACAAUUUAGAGAUUAUAAUUAAUAAG